ACAUGAUUUAUUUUAAAUGUUCCAUAAUAAACAGAAUCAGUAAACAUGUCUUCACUCCGUCUUCUUCUUCUGGGACAAACAAAUCAGAACAGUCAUCUCUGUGAUGUGACAACCAAUUAUAUUUAUCAUCAGCAUCUAUCAGUCAGGGUCACUGCAGGUCGGGUUGAGGAUCACUUGUGAUGUCACUGUGAUGACAGUCAAGCCAAUCUAAUCAGGAUUAAGUGUGACAUGAAGUUUCGUGCAGUGCAACAGAAGAAACUUUACUCAUUAGUGUAAAUUACGCUUAAAGAUAAUAAAACAACUAAAGGAGAACAGAAAGUCGAAUAACUUUUAUUAUUCCAUCAUUUCAGUUGAACAUACACAACAGGUUUUAUAUCUUUGAACCCUGAGUCCUGAGGCUGAGUCACCUGACACUGUGAGCUCAUCAAUAUUUAAACUGCCGGUCAUUCAAAGUCUUUAGCUGUCAGCCAAUCACAGUCCAUCUGCACGGUCUGGUGUAGAGUGUGCUGGUUGUCCUGGAGACAUCCGGUGUGUUUUCAGUGUGGUGGUGGCGUAUUGAUGGCAUCCGGCAGAGCUGAAGAUGUUCAAUUUGCUCUGCAGAGAGCAAAGAAGAAGAUCAGCAGCCUGCAGCAGCAGCUGAGUUCCAGAGAAGCAAGUUCAGAGAGUCCAGUGGAGACCAAUCUGUCAACAUGGGUACCCAGCAAGGAGCUGAGGGACUCUCUGGUGGACAUGUACACAGCUAAUCCCAAAGUGAACGCAGAGCUUCGACAGCGUCUGCCGUCACCUGCAACUCAACAACUGAACAGCCCUGACAGACCUGGGAUCUGUCUGAAUCUGGACCAUACUGACUGGCCUCAGGCUACUCUGCACCCCCCAGAGCUACUGACUGCCUGCUCCCCCUCCUCUCUGACCCACAGGAGGUCUGUCUCUCCUGUCUCACUGUCAUCCUCCAGGCCUCCAGAAGGUGCAGGGCACAUGGAGAUGGACCCUACCCUCAGUCGAGGCCCUUCUCCUCGGGCAGAGAGCUGCAGGGACAGCCCUGAUGGAGGAAGAACAUCCAGGGGUCCUGGUCCUGGUAGUCCCACACUUAGAAGACAAGUGGUCAGCUCUGAUAACAGCUUUCAUCAGGAUGUCCUGUUUGGUCCAAUCACAGCAGCUCCUGCUCGACUUGAGCAAGACAAAAACAUCUCAUUUUUACUCAAGGAGCUGGACACUCUGAGAGACGUCAACAAGAAGCUGCUGGAUCAGCUGGUCCAGAAGGAGAAAGAGCUGCAGAGGAGGGAGGUGGAGGAGGAGCUGAGGGAGGAGCGGAAGGAGGCCCAAGGCUGGCAGAGAUCUGCAGUGGUGUUGGAGGAGGUGAUAGCGGCUCAGAAGGAGCGAGACCAGGCUCUGAUGUCACGACUUCUACUGGCCAAUGAGGAGAGAGACGAGGCUGUGCUUUGUGCACGCCAGCUGCAGCAAUCCUCAGAGCUGGACAGGAGUCACCUGGAGGACUCUGACAUGGAUGUUGACGAGCUUCUUCAAUGCGUUUGUGAUGCCGACUCUGUCCACGAAGUCGAACAGUUCGGUUCGGUUCUGGUCCACCGUCUAUGGUUGGUGAGGCAACGGAGGAUGGACAUCACUGCUCAGGAGAUGAAGGCUGUGAUGGAGGAGAGAGAUGGUUCUGUAACCAAGUGUAAACAGCUUGAACAGGAUCUGAUUCAGGAGAGAGAGCAGAGGGCGAGCCAGGAGGAGCAGUUGAAGCUUCAGAGAGAGACAGGUGGAGCUUUGGAGGUCAGUCAGCCACUGGAGGCAGAGCUACAGGUGCUACAAGGUCACAGCUCUCAGGACCUCCUUGCCCUUCCUCCCGUGUCACCCGGUGAAGGGGUCUCUCUGGCAGGUCAGGCCCCGCCCCUGCUGGUCCAGCUGCAGCAGCUUUCCAAGGAGAAACAGAAGGUGGAGGCGGAGCUUCAGCGCAGUCAGGAGGCAGAGCGAGAGGCCAGUGAGAGAGUCCGCAGGUUGGAGCGUCUGGUUGAGGUCCUGAGGAAGAAAGUCGGGACAGGAAGCCUGCGAGCAGUCAUCUGAUCGCCAUUUUAUUAAGCAUUUUCUGUUUAAUUGCUCAUUUUCUAAUUUUUCUAUUCCUCUUUUUUUCUUGAACAAAAACAUGAGCAGCUGUUCAUUGUUGUCACUUUACAUUGUUGUCUGUUACUUCAGUGAUGAAUCAACUGGAGGAUAUCUUACUUUUAUGAAACCAAAACAAAACAAAAAAUCUUUACAGUCUUAAAACUUUGAGUUUAGUUUGUAAAUGUUUGUGUAAUCAUGAAAUGUUUCCAAGAAGAUAUUUGACCUGAUCAGCUGUUCUGCUCCUCUCGAUUGAUUUUGAUGUCAGGUGUGGUUUUAUCAUAUUUUCUAAUAAAUGUGAUUAUAUCUGAGUG
Messenger RNA from Scatophagus argus, 2414 nucleotides. RefSeq names its product mirror-image polydactyly 1 (gene mipol1). The record is from RefSeq and is a predicted model, not a curated record. Bases 559 to 2064 code for a protein of 501 amino acids. NCBI's taxonomy places the organism in Eukaryota, Metazoa, Chordata, Actinopteri, Scatophagidae. The transcript has 14 exons.